AUGUGGCCGCCCCCGUGGAUGGCCGCCUGGCUGGCGUGGGCCUGUGUGGCCGGGGCUGGGCGCCCGGCCCCGCUCUGCGCCGCCCGGGGACUCUGCGGGGCUCCUCUCGGCCUGAACGCCUCGCAGCCCGAGCCGGGUCACUGCCAGCGGCGGCGGGGGGUGGCCGACCUCUGCGCGUGGCCCCUCUCCUCCCAGAGCCUCCUCGAUCCUUUUCCAAUUGAUGUGAUCCAGGAAAAUUACAUUCGUAAUGUGAGAAACUGCCUUUUUUCAGUUGUCUAUCCUACACCUUUUAAAUCUAGAGUUCGUCUUGUAGCUGUUUCAAAGGACGUUCUUGAAAAUAUUUUGGAUCUUGGUAUAUCUGUCAAAGGAACAUCUGAUUUUCUUCAGUUCGUCAGUGGUGGGAGAGUGGUUCUUGGGACUGUUCCACUGGCCCAUAGGUAUGGGGGUCAUCAGUUUGGUAGCUGGGCAGGUCAGCUGGGUGAUGGAAGAGCCCACUUGAUUGGAGUAUAUACAAACAGGCAUGGUGAGAGGUGGGAACUACAGUUAAAAGGGUCAGGAAAGACUCCAUACUCCAGGAAUGGCGAUGGAAGAGCUGUGCUUCGCUCUUCAGUGCGAGAAUUUUUGUGUAGUGAGGCCAUGCACUAUCUUGGAAUUCCUACAAGCAGAGCUGCUAGCUUAGUUGUAAGUGAUGAUGAUGUGUGGAGAGACCAGUUUUACAAUGGAAAUAUUAAAAAAGAAAGAGGUGCAAUAGUGCUACGUCUUGCCAAAUCAUGGUUUCGUAUAGGAUCCUUAGAAAUCUUAGCUCAUUCUGGGGAACUGGACUUACAAAGAAGAUUGCUAGACUUUAUCAUCCAGGAACAUUUUCCAUCAAUACCCAUGAAUGAUUCAAAUAGAUAUCUGGAAUUUUUCUCUACAGUCGUAUCAGAGACUGCAAAUCUGAUUGCAUUGUGGAUGUCUGUGGGGUUUGCACAUGGUGUGUGCAAUACAGAUAACUUCAGUUUAUUAUCCAUAACAAUAGAUUAUGGUCCAUUUGGAUUUAUGGACUCCUAUGACCCAAAUUUUGUUCCAAACACAUCUGAUGGUGAAAGGAGGUAUAAAAUAGGAAACCAGGCAAAUGUUGGGCUCUUUAAUCUGAGCAAGCUGUUACAAGCUCUAAAACCUUUAUUGGAUCCCAGGCAAAAGAAGCUAGCUUCCCAGAUUUUGGAGGGGUAUGGUGAGCGCUAUUACAUCCGUUUCACAGAACUAUUCAAAACAAAAUUGGGUCUUCUUGGGGAGAAUGAGGAUGAUAACUAUUUGAUUGCUUUCCUCCUAAAACUUAUGGAAGAUACAAAGGCUGAUUUUACAAUGACGUUUCGACAGCUCAGUGAAAUUACUGAAGACCAGUUAAAGAUGCUCCAUAUACCUGAGGACUUCUGGGCUCUCCAGGAUCUGGGUAAACACAAGUUAUUUUCAGAAUGGGUUACUAUGUACCUCUUGAGAUUAAAUCGUAACAAGGGUGAUUCAGACACCAAGAGAAGAACAAGAAUGACAACUGCUAAUCCUAGAUACAUACUUAGGAAUUGGAUGGCAGAAUCAGCAGUGCAAAAAGCUAAUUUGAAUGAUUUCUCAGAGGUUCAUCUCCUAGAGCAGAUUUUACAACAUCCCUUCCAGAGACAGCAGGCUGCAGAGAAAGCAGGCUACUCCCUGCGCCCCCCAGCUUGGGCCAAGGAUCUUAAAGUAAGCUGUUCAUCCUGAGAGAAGUUUGACCAAGCAAGAAAACUGAUCAAGGUCAAAGCUCAGGCCUUCAAAUAGGAUUAAUGGAUCAAGCCACAGGAGCUUCUCUCCCUUAUACUUUGUGAACUGGAAUCUGCUACAAGGUCUUGACCAACUUUAUAAAGUCUAAAGAUUAAAGAAAUGGACCACUAUGUAUGGUUGCAUCAGCAAAUUAUAUUGGCACUUAUAACUCUGCCCUUCAUAUUCAGCUGGGCAUUAAUCUGAGUCCCAGUAUUUAAGAUCUGCCAAACUGUUACACUUAACCUCUCGGAAUUCAUGGCUGAUCAGAUGGGUCUCAGUAACUUUUAAUGGCUGGUCAAUUUAAAAUCCAUCUAAACUAGUUUUAAUUGUGCAGUAUUUUGAUGAAUAUUCUUCUUGCUGUUACACACUGUUCAAAUGUAAUUGUAUUCUGAAGACAUAAAUGUUCUUAAGUCUUUUGCAGAGUUGGUACAGAGGAUCAUCUUACACUUAUACCUUGCCACAUUUUCUCUUUUUGACCUUGUUUUGUCCCAUUAAACUGCCAACAAAGAUUUGAAGGAAAUUCAGUUAAAUCGUGAGCAAAGGUAUCUGUCUUGGGAGUGACUUACCCAAAAAUAAAUUUUAGUGUCUUUGCCAGUGUCAGGUGCCUGUUAAGCCUGGCCCACUGCUCUUCGAAAGUGUAUCUUUUGAUAGUAGUAGAAUGAUUGUUGGUGCAUUGAUACAAUGCCUCAGGAAAUUUUCCCUGGUUGUACAUGGAAAAGGACUUUCUUGGAAGUAUCUCACUAGGUAUGUGGUCAGGUCAAGAUACCUUUUAUAUCCAGCCACCUGUUGCUGUAAGGAACUAACAGAAAUCUUGCAAGGAAAGAUUUAAAAUUCAACUGAAGCUGUUACAUAGAAGUCCUUUGAGUAAAAGAGAGAGACUAGUCUUUGAGUCCUGGGUCUUGUUAUUUAUCCUUGUUUGAUAGUCCAAUUCCACAUCACAAAACUUAGUGUAUAAUUAAGCCAAAAUUAAUACCUAAGCAAUCAGGUCCAAUGUUGUUACGCUAGAAAAUUUACAGCAAAAAUCACUUAUUUGGGGGCUUUGUUACUUCUUGACAUUACCUCAUCUCUUCCCAAAUCCAAAAUGGAUUGGUUUAGAACCUCCAAAUUUCUUGAGUACCACUUGAUUCUGAAAUAGAGGCUAUUAAGUGGUAUAAUUAGCAUUUCACAAAUCUAUUUCUAGAUAUAUAAUUAGUGUGGAAAAAAAUUUAUAUUAUUAGAAAACUUUCAGUGACUAAGAAGUAUUUGAAUGCCUUUACUUCUUAACUAUAAUCAACACAAUUAUUCAGGAUGGUUUCCCCUCAGAUAUACAGCUGUUCAAAUAUAAAUAUAGUUGUUCAAAUAUAAGUAGUAGUAUCAUAAUGUGAGGAACAAUAUAGAUAUUUAAAUAUAGUUUUCUGAAAUCCAGUCUGAAGUUUAAGCAACUUACACAAGUUCAGCCUGGCUUAACAUUCCUUGUGCAGGUAGCAAGUGCUCUUCUGCAACCACUGGAAUUAGUGUUUGAGCUGGCAACACCUCCAGGUAAGAGGAGUGGGCUGCUGGGGGAUGCCUGUAAAAGCCCUUCAGCAGUGGGCUACGUUCCCAACCUAUAGAAACACUGGCGUUGAGGUCUUUUCUCAGCUAAUUACAAGCAAAAUAGCAUGUUGUGAUGAAAUGUGAGAACAUCAACAUUACCAACUGCAUGGAAUGAGGUACACUGCAAGUAAGUGAUGAUUUGAAGAUGAACGUAUUUGUGCCCACAGGGUAAAUACAGCAGCACUGCAACUUGGGCCCUGGUUUCCAAUUAGGUGAAAGGAAAGAACUCUAAUUUAUGUUAAACCAAACAUCUGGUAAGUUUCUUUUGUGUGUAGGCCUGUACAUCUUUACCUCAUGGAGUAAUUGUAUAAAUACAAAGCAUUUUUAUACUGCUUUUUUCUUCAAAGCAUUUUUAUAAAUGUUAAAUCCUGUUAGUAGCAAGCAGACCUCUGCUUCACCCAUAGUUACAGGUAAAGCAAGCCUCCAGAAUCAUGAAAUAAUACCAGGGCAUCCCAAAUGGGAUCAAUUUUACAAGCAGUGAUAUGUACUGUCCACUGUGCUCACUGUGAGGCUUUUCUUAGGUUCUUGAAAAACAUCUGAAAGAAUGAAGCAAGCCCCAAAAAUUGGUUUCACAUGUUCCUCUGGCUGCAGAGAGUAGGUC
Molecule: messenger RNA, 3946 nt
Organism: Gavia stellata (red-throated loon)
Lineage: Eukaryota; Metazoa; Chordata; Aves; Gaviiformes; Gaviidae
Product: protein adenylyltransferase SelO, mitochondrial
Exons: 19
Coding region: 1-1734 (577 amino acids)
Source: RefSeq, a predicted model, not a curated record